AUGACAGAAGACAAUUGUUUCGUUUAUGCUUGCAUUCAGGCUGGAGUAAAUGAAGAAACUAUUGACCACAUGAGAGAAGUCAUUCGUGUUAGAGACUUUCCUCAAAGUAAAGUACAAGAAAUUUCUGACGCAACAGGUAUAGCAUUUAAUGUUACCAUUGGUUAUUUCAAUGACUCAAGACAUAAUGAAAUAAAGAGAUACAUACCAAAAGAAUGUGAAACUGUUAGAACUAUUGACUUACUUCUUGUUGAAGACCACUACAUGCUAAAUGAAAGAUUACCAAUGACAACAUAUUUCAUUCGCAACUAUAUAGAAAUCUUGAAGGAGUGUGGUGGAAUGAACAUUGAGAAACAGAUGAAGAUUUAUACAAAGAGAGAAGAUAAAUAUGUAGUUCGUUAUGAUAGAACAACACCGUUAUGGGAUGUUAUGAAAACAUUGUGGGAGUGCAAAUAUUUCGAACCUAUUUCUUAUGGAGAACUUUUCACAUAUACGACUGACUUAUAUAAACAGAACCUUGCACCAUUUAAAGAUUUGACAUAUGCUCCAAAGUAUUGUGUACAACUGAAGAAGAAAGCCGAGUCAAAAGAAGUAAAUAAAGCUAAAUGUAAGUUCAUUCCUGAGCACGUUUUCUUUGCUGACUUUGAGUGCAGUACUGAUGGCUUUCAUAAAGCCUUUAACAUUUGUUAUGACAGUGAAGAUGGAAAGAUUAGCGAAAGCAUUUGGGGUCAGAACUGUGCAACAGAAUUUUUGGAACGACUUCCUGACAAGAGUUUAAUAUAUUUCCAUAACCUCAGUUAUGAUAUAAACUUCAUCUUAAGACACAUGACAGAAGUGAAAGGAACUCCCAUCAUUAAAG
Molecule: messenger RNA, 856 nt
Organism: Trichomonas vaginalis G3
Lineage: Eukaryota; Parabasalia; Trichomonadida; Trichomonadidae
Product: organellar and viral DNA polymerase type B
Exons: 1
Molecular function (GO): nucleic acid binding
Source: RefSeq, a predicted model, not a curated record